Messenger RNA from Drosophila kikkawai, 565 nucleotides. RefSeq lists its product as uncharacterized. Lineage: Eukaryota; Metazoa; Arthropoda; Insecta; Diptera; Drosophilidae. The record is from RefSeq and is a predicted model, not a curated record.
AUGAAUUUGUUGUAUUUAUUUUUUCAGAUGACCAAAGUUGACGAGUCGCCGAUCUUCCGGCGGAGGCAUAUACUGGGCGAGGGGCGGUCCUUGUCUGUGGAUCGCUACAAGUACACUAACUUGAACGAGGACUACCACCAUCACAGGAUCGCCGUCGCCUCUCCCUUGGCCAGCAGACCGAGCAACCACUACCAGCAGCAACAGUACCACAACCACCACCAUCAGCAGCUUCCCCUUAGGCCAAGUCCAGGAGACGUGCGAUUUGAGCCACGUAUGAAUCGCCGCUCCUCGGUGCCGAUCAGCAUUAAUUAUCAGACCGUUCACGUCUCUAGCCCGUAUACUGCUCCACCUCCCGAGCUGAGCAGACGCGGCUCAGUGAUAAGCCUCACGGAUGCCAGUGCCAGUGGAACUAUUGCUGAUCCAAAGCGUCGCGUCCGCAUGAUCAAUCGCCACUAGAAACCGAGAGCUUUGAAGGUCGACAAAAUGUGAAAAAAUCGCAAAACGAAAAAAUGGAGGAAGUUAUCCGAGUCCGGAUAUGAGUUUAGCGCAUCGAAAACCAUCGGAA